AGUCAAUUGUUCUACGAUGGACAUCAGCAACUGGCACUAUCCCUUGCCCAGGCUAUUGGAUGUGCAGCUCAACCGCCACCACCUUCUGACAAAUUGUUUCGUCUUGUUUCGAUCGCAAAACAAUUCGUCGAUGAUCCUGAAUCAAAGGAGAAACAGGCUAAUAUGCAGUUUGACGUGCUUUCUGCCGGACUAGACCUUGAGUUUGAUGCGGAUGUUAUACCCACAUCGGCUGAGCCUUGCAACUAUGAAACAAUCUAUUUGACCUCACACAAAUCGGCUUGCCGUACAGCAGCGUUCAACAACGAUGACAAUAUGGUUCCGCCACAACCUUUUGGUCGCCAUAUGAAGAUGAAAAGUAUUGAGGAUCGAGACGAUGGAUCGAUUCCGAUGGUGGUGGAUGUUAACUGUCAGCGAUCGGUUGACAACAGCUCGUCGUGCUCAUAG
Messenger RNA from Cooperia oncophora, 444 nucleotides. The record is from the annotation of a GenBank genome assembly. NCBI's taxonomy places the organism in Eukaryota, Metazoa, Nematoda, Chromadorea, Rhabditida, Trichostrongylidae.